This is a messenger RNA of Rosa chinensis, 787 nucleotides long. Its product is annotated as B3 domain-containing protein Os04g0386900. Lineage: Eukaryota; Viridiplantae; Streptophyta; Magnoliopsida; Rosales; Rosaceae. Gene Ontology annotation, molecular function: DNA binding. The transcript has 3 exons. The record is from RefSeq and is a predicted model, not a curated record. Bases 94 to 522 code for a protein of 142 amino acids.
CCUACUGCUACGCUGCACUUCUCCACUCUCAACAAGCAUCUUCAGAGAUAAGUUAUUUGUCAAGUCCCAGUUGGCCAAGCAGAAGAUACUGAAAUGGAAGACUCGGCACAAUUCAGAGCAACGCCCACAAUUGAAUUGCACGGCGAUGAAUUCUGGCCACUUUCAGGGAAACCUUUCUUUGAUAUCAUACUCACAAAAUCCCAUGUCAAACCCAUUUAUGAAAUCGAGAUCCCAGCCAAACUUGAUCCUAUAUUACCCGCUGGUGCUUCAGUCCCCAUGGUUCUCAGCUUUGCGGACAAGAGCUGGGAUAUGACAUAUAAUGAAAUAAAACUAGUGGAUCGACACUUGUGGAGAGCAUUCGUCGAUGACAACAGUCUGAAGGCUGGAGAUGGAUGUAUUUUCGAACUAACGAGGUGUGACAGUACAAAAGUAGUAUUCAAGGUCCAAAUCCUCAGAGGUGACAUCCCAGCUGAGCUAGUAAAGAAGUACCCCGGAGAGGCAGAGAAACCCAUUAUUAUAUAAUGAUGUUUCCUUUCCGUGGAUGUUCCAAUUUCCUGACUCAAAGAAUUGGUCAGGAGCUAAUGUAACAUUGUAAUGUAAGGAGCUCAGUAGAGCCUAAUAAGAGUACUGCUACUUUUUAAUAUGUUUAGAGCUAGAGGUCCAAGCUGAGCUUCUAAAGAAGUUCAUCGGUGAGGCAGAGAUAGAGUGAAUUUCUUGCAAUUUAAGGAGAAACUUGUCAAUGAAGAGUCGACUUCAAGUAUAACUUCUUAUUACUUAUACUUGGUUA